Molecule: messenger RNA, 273 nt
Organism: Adineta steineri
Lineage: Eukaryota; Metazoa; Rotifera; Eurotatoria; Adinetida; Adinetidae
Source: the annotation of a GenBank genome assembly
AUGUCCCAACAAUCUUAUUCAUUCCUUUGUCUUCGUUAUGUUCUCGUUUGGUUAUGCAUUUCAAUGGUUAUUAUUCAGCUUACUCAAGCAUUAAACGAUGAUGUAUUCGUAUCAUCAAGUGAGGAUAAUACUAAUCAUCAGUUAGAUCGUCGUAGUUCGAAAAAAGUUGCUCAAAUGUUACAACAAAUUUUACAACGUGGUGAAAUGCAAGUUCAACCACAACGUAUUCAUGCAUUUCUUAAUCAACUUCAUCGUCGUGAAACAAAUGACUAA